UUAACAUUAAACGAGAAGAAUAUAUAGGUUAUAUUUUAAUACAUUGAUAAAUAUAAAUCCUUUUUAUUAUUAUUUUAUGAUAAUUGUAUAUAAAGUGCAAAUACUUAUUUAUAUUAGUUUAGAGGUACAUUUUUAUGUACAUAUGAUUGUGUUACAAUGUAUUUAAUAUAAUAAUGAUAGCAUGUAUUUUAUUUAUUUCGAAAGCUAUUUAAAAUGAGCAAGGAAGACUUUAGUUGUUGUGUUUGCCUGAAUAAUAAUAAUUGUUUAACUCUAAAUAAACUUUCAAAGAAAGAUGAAAAUCAGUUGACAAUAUUAUCAAAACUAAUUUUGAAUAUACCAGAAAUUGAGUGGACUAUAGAACAUUUCAUAUGCGAGGCGUGUACAAACUUACUUAACAUUGUACAUAAUUUUCGUGAAAUGUGUUUGAAAUCUGACUUUACUAGAAAGCAGAAAAACCAGAAAAUAGAAGUAAAUAUUCACAAACAGGAAAUUGAUAAAGAUAGCAACAGUGAAAUUGUUAAAACAGAAAAUAUACAGUUGGAUUGUAAAGAAGAUUCUGAUUCCGUUGAUAUAAGUGAUAAUGAUGUUAAAAAUGAGAAUUCACAAAAUAUUGAAGAAAAAAAAUGUCGCCGAACAAGAAGGAACAGAAAGUUUGAAUUUGACUGUGAAAAGUGUUCGAAAAAUUUCUAUUCUAGUAUAGAAUUGAUAAAACAUUGUGUUGAAAUACAUAGAAUGAUCCAAAAAGAUGUCAGACCAUUUUGCUGUACAAGAUGCAAUAGUCGAUUUGGGAAUUCUUCAAAUUUGGUUCAGCAUAUUAAAUAUCACGAUGCAGUUCGAUCGAAUGUUUGUAGUUAUUGCGGAAAAGGUUUUAUUACAAAGACAGAUUUAAAAAUACAUGAAAAACAGCACCUCAAUAAAAGAGAAUACGAAUGUAAUAUUUGUAAAAAAAGCUUCAAUACUCACAAAGAUUUGAGAUCUCACAAACUCGUCGUUCACACAGAUCCCUUACUUUGGAAAUACUUAUGUGAAUAUUGUAAUAAACGUUUUCCGAUUAAAUCAAAUUACGAUUGUCAUAUGCGUCGCCAUACAGGAGAGAAAAAUUUCGAAUGCCAUUUGUGCAAUAGAAAAUUCACGGACAAAUGUGUUUUGCAACGACAUAUGAGAACUCAUUCCAAUAUUAGAGAAUUUCGAUGUGACCAAUGCGAUAAAGAGUACAAAGAUAAAAGGGUCAUGCAAAUUCACAUGGCAAAAAUACAUGGAAUAGGUGUUGGAGAAAUUAAACUUCCAUCUAAGGAAAAGAAAUACAUUUGUCAUAUAUGUCCGAAAGCAUAUUAUGCAAAGAACAAACUUACUAGGCACUUGUACACACACACUGGCGAGAAACCUUUCUUUUGCGCGGUCUGCAAUAAAAAAUUCAAUGAUAAAUCAUAUGUAAAACAACACAUGAAAAAAACACACAAUAUCGAAUCUGAUAACUCUUUGUAUAAAUUAUAAAUAUAAUGAGAAUUAAUUUUAUAAAAUAUUUUUUC
This is a messenger RNA of Diorhabda sublineata, 1529 nucleotides long. Its product is annotated as gastrula zinc finger protein XlCGF52.1-like. NCBI's taxonomy places the organism in Eukaryota, Metazoa, Arthropoda, Insecta, Coleoptera, Chrysomelidae. Gene Ontology annotation, molecular function: DNA-binding transcription factor activity; zinc ion binding; RNA polymerase II cis-regulatory region sequence-specific DNA binding. Gene Ontology annotation, cellular component: nucleus. The record is from RefSeq and is a predicted model, not a curated record. Gene Ontology annotation, biological process: regulation of transcription by RNA polymerase II. The transcript has 6 exons. Bases 214 to 1494 code for a protein of 426 amino acids.